CCAGGGGGUUGCAGCCGGGCCCCGGCAGCGCAGCGCGGUCCGUGAGGAAGCAGAUGCCCUGAGGUUUGUCGGUCUCAUCACUAUAGAAGUUGCCUGUGUAAAACUCUUUACUGUGCCUCUCCGUUUACACUGCUUGAGGAAGGGAAGCCAGCUGUGUUAAUGCCUAGACUGCUUGAAUGACAGAUUAAUCAGCCACUCGAUGGGGAUUACCAGUGGAUCAACACUUUGUGUCACCUCCCCACCUUUGUGUAGCAAUCAAAACAACUUCAGCACCUCUUCAAUAAUAAUUAUGAAACUGGUAUUAACUGAAUGGCAAUUAUGGAUUUUUAACUCUAGUUCACAGUAAAGGAAAGCAAGCCAGCAAGCCAUAUGUUGAAUUUCCUACCAAAUAGCUUUUUGUUCCUCUGAAUGUUUCAAAGCCUCCAUGAGAAAUUGAUGACGAAAUCUGUUUGCAACAAGGGGAAUUACAAAUAUUGCUUGCACGAGGAACACGACGCCAUCAGAAAGAGAAGACAUCGUAACUUAUCGUUAGAGAUGAUAGUGUUAUUUAUAUAGAUAUAAUAAAUAAAUAAAUAAAUAAAUAAAUAAAUAUAUUUUUAUGGUAAUGAAAAUGGCUCCCCAGAAUGCUGACGCGGAAUCUAUGCAAGUUCAAGAGCUACCUGUGGUACAGCUCCAGAAACCAGAAAAUGAGAAUGAGAGUAAAGAAGAGACUAUAAGUGAAGGAUCUAUAGACCGGAUACCUGUACGUCUCUGGGUGAUGCAUGGUGCCGUAAUGUUUGGCAGGGAAUUUUGUUAUGCCAUGGAGACAGCUUUGGUGACACCAGUAUUGUUACAAAUUGGUCUUCCUGAACAGUACUACAGCCUCACUUGGUUCCUUAGUCCGAUCCUGGGCCUGAUCUUCACUCCUUUAAUAGGUUCAGCCAGUGACCGCUGUACUCUUAGCUGGGGCCGACGCCGGCCUUUUAUUCUUGCCCUCUGCAUCGGUGUCCUUUUUGGAGUUGCCCUUUUCUUAAACGGUUCCAUUAUAGGUCUAGCCAUUGGAGAUGUCCCAGACAAGCAGCCAAUUGGCAUCGUUCUCACAGUGCUGGGAGUGGUGGUCUUGGAUUUCUGCGCUGAUGCAACGGAGGGGCCAAUCCGAGCCUAUUUGCUGGACGUGGUGGACAGCGAAGAGCAGGACAUGGCGCUCAACAUCCAUGCCUUCUCAGCUGGUCUUGGAGGAGCCAUCGGCUACAUGUUGGGGGGCCUGGACUGGAUGCAGACUUUCUUAGGGAAACUCUUCCAAUCCCAAGAGCAAGUGCUCUUCUUCUUUGCUGCCAUUAUCUUCUCCGUCUCUGUGGUCCUCCACCUUUGCAGCAUCGAAGAAGAGCAGUACAACCCUCAGCAGGACAGGAUCGAUGACGAAGCGGACACCAUGUCGAGCGUCAAGCUGAGCGGCAGCCUGCCACCCCUGAAUCGGCUGAACGUCAUCAGCGAGGAAGAGCCUUACGGCAACUCCAUGUUCCCAGACGAGGUCCAGUCCGAGCAAGACCUCAACAUGGACUUCCUCGAGGUGGACAUUGUGCGGAGCAAGAGCGAUUCUGUCCUGCACAUGCCUGACGCCACCCUAGAAAUGGAAUCCGAGCUGCUAUUCCUCCAUGACAUUGAGCCUUCCAUUUUCCAGGACUCUUCUUACCCAAACACCCCUCACAGCACCAGCCAGGAACUCAUGAAGUCCAAAUUCAACCGCCUGUCUGCUUUCCUCAGGGAAAACGAGAAAGAGGAGGAGAUGUUACUUGAUAAUCACUUGAACGAAGCCAAAGUCCCGAACAGCAAUGGCUCCCUACCAAAAGAUCUCCUGAACGGACACGCUAGGAUUGGCAUGAAGCAGUCGAGCACGUCGAACUCCAUGCGCAGGCGAAGGCACAUGUUCUACCGGCAGCCCUCGUACACGUUCUCCUACUACGGCAAGAUCGGCUCCCACCGCUACCGCUUCCGGCGGGCCAAUGCCAUUGUGUUGAUUAAGUCCUCCCGGAGCAUGAACGAUAUCUACGACAUGCAGAAGAGGCAACGGCAGAGGUAUCGGCACAGGAACCAGAGCGGCACGACCAACUCCAGCGGCGAUACGGAGAGCGAGGAAGGGGAAACGGAAACCACGGUCAGACUCCUCUGGCUGUCCAUGCUCAAGAUGCCCAAGGAACUGCUACGGCUUUGCGUCUGCCACCUCUUAACCUGGUUUUCCAUCAUCGCUGAAGCUGUUUUCUAUACCGACUUCAUGGGGCAGGUCAUCUUCCAUGGCGACCCCAAGGCUCCUUCUAAUUCUACCGAAUUGCAGGCCUACAAUGCAGGUGUUCAGAUGGGCUGCUGGGGACUGGUUAUCUAUGCUGCUACUGCUGCUGUGUGUUCAGCCUUGCUACAGAAAUACUUGGACAACUACGACCUUAGCAUAAGAGUGAUCUACAUCCUGGGCACGCUGGGAUUCUCCAUUGGCACCGCAGUGAUGGCCAUGUUUCCCAACGUGUACGUGGCCAUGAUCAUGAUCAGCACAAUGGGAAUCGUCUCCAUGAGUAUCUCCUACUGUCCCUACGCACUUCUGGGGCAAUACCACGACAUCAAGGAGUAUAUCCACCACAGCCCCGGAAACUCAAAGCGAGGGUUUGGCAUAGACUGCGCCAUUUUGUCCUGCCAGGUCUACAUCUCCCAAAUCCUGGUGGCCUCCGCGCUCGGAGGAGUGGUGGAUGUUGUGGGCACAGUCCGGGUCAUCCCGAUGGUCGCUUCCGUGGGCUCUUUCCUGGGCUUCCUGACGGCCACCUCCUUGGUGAUUUACCCUGAAGUUGGCGAGAGCGCAAAGGAGGAACAGAAAGGGCUCGCCCCUCCCAAACCGACGGAAAGCAACGGCGUGAAAGAGGAGAAGCCAACCGUGAUAAAGCUGGGUCGAAAGGAAGCUGCCGCAUCCGAAGUAGAAAGCGAAUCAAUCGUUUGAAUGAAUCGCCAUCAUUCACACACAUUCCAAGCAAUUCAGGUGCAUGAAUCGGGACAUUGUUAAGAGCAAAAUCUGAACUUUCAAAAGACAUCCUUGCUGUUUGACUCGAGGCAAUGGAUUAAAUAGUUCUUUUCAUGCAAAAUGUAGAUGAAAUUGCAUAGUGCUAGGAUAGCCUUGAAUAGGUAGCUUUGAUGCUGAUUGCUUUCUUUACAAUCCAGAAAAAUCUUCUUACUUAGAAGUAUUUUUAAUGAAGAAAAAUGCACUUGGGUUUCCCAGAUGACUUUUAUCAGUGGGCAGGAAAACGGCAGGGUGGGGAGGGGACGGUUUAAGACGGCAUGGCAUAUUUUCAAAAUUCUCAAAUUAUCCAUUUGGACCAUUAAUUUUUUGCAUUUUUAAUUUUUUUUUAGACUGCAAUUCUGCAAAAGCAAUUCUGGCUGCAGCUUUUGCGUAGAGGCUCCUGUUUUCCUUUUGUUUGGGUCUGAUCCGUUUGGACCUUGCAACUUUAAUAGGAGAACCAGUUGCAUUGAUCAAGUUGUGUAUUUUAGAAUCAAUGCGACAUGAGUCUGACAGCUUCAGUUCUUUGUGUCGUCGUCCCCCCUCCGCUUUUGAACCUUAGUCUGGAUUUCAUUAUUCGGGGGGCAAUUGCUAUUUUGUACCAGACUUAUUUUGAACAUAUUGCAGCAGCUCCUGCAAGAACUGCUGUCAAUUAAUUUUUCUAAUUCAAGCUGUUAAAAACAUUUGUCUCCGAUGGCUGUUGUUUGCCACAGUUCCUGGAGCGGGAUCUGUUUGCUAUUGAGCUGGUUUGGGCAGUUGAGAAGGAGGACUUUCAGCAGGGCUUCAGACGGCAGUGAAAUACGCUGUGACCAUUUUUGCCAGGGAGCUGGUCAAAUUUGAAUAUUUUUUCUUGUUUUGUUUUGUUAUAGUGGCAUUUGAAAGCCAAUGAUCUCCUUUGUGACGAUGAAACGGCUUUGUCGGUUUCUUCAAAUGGGUUCGUGAGGGUUCCCUUGUUUAGAAGGGGUUGUCGAUUGCACUUUUUCGGAACUUCUGGGCUGGAAACGGCGAUAGCUGAGUUUUUAAAAGGUAGUCUCGCUACGGCGGGCAAAAACCAAAGGCCUACCUCUGAUAUUGCAGCCAGGAGUGUGUGCGUGUGCGGCUACGUGUUUGUUUGUGUUUAAAAAAAUGUAUCUUGGAACAGCUUUGGGCCUUAAAAGAAUCCAACGUUUAAAAAAUGCUGUUAAUUUUUCCAUGGUCCAGGAAUUGUAUUGCUGGAACCCUCCAUUCCUUUCAACCCCAACUCCUUCCCCUGAUCUCCCACCUUCCCCACUUAGACGGAGUACUGGUUUCAGGACAAUAGCGGUAACACACACACAAAGGAGACAACCGUUUGUCUUUUUCAGCACAGGCCACAUCAUUAGUAGGUCAGACUCUACACCACACCAAGUCAAUGCUGGGAAUUAACAAUCCCUUAGAGGAUCCCAUUGGGAAGAGGCAGUUUAGAGAGUUCCUCUCAUCUGAAGGAAGAGGGAGUGCCCUUGAACGUUCCCUUUACACCUGCAGAGAACGCAAGUCGAAGAGGCUGCAGCUACUUCUGAGGCUGAGGGCGGCAGUCCAAGCUGCUGUCGUGAUAUUUCCGCUGCCUCAAACUUACCUAUUUAAAAUGCAGUACUUUAAAAUGCAUGCGUUGAGCCAUGCUGCAAAUAUAGUAAUUCAAAAGCAAAUCAAUCUCUCUCUCUCUCUCUAUAUAUAUAUAUAUAUAAAUAUAUAUUUCAUAAUAAAAACAGUUUUUAAUAAAUUACUUGAAUUGUCAAUGUAUUUAAAAAAGAAAAUGUAUGUCUUACAUAGCUAAAGCGAUAAUCGUCUUGCUGCAUCUUUAGAGUGUUCAGCAGCAUCUGUUUGGUCCUUCCCUGUGCUUUUCUCACCACAUUUUAUACGGGGCUUCACAAAGCGAUUUUUUAAAUGUCCGAAGAAAUACUCCGCUUUACUUUCGGUUUUCCUCAAAAGAUUGUUAUUUGGAGCAUUUCGUUUGAAACUUGUUUUCAGAGGACAGCAUAAUACUACUGAAGUAAUCCAAGAAAUGAAAUAAAUCUUGCAGGAGCCUUUAGCUAAGAGUGUUUUCAUCCUCAUGACGAUUUAUGGUGUUCGCCGCACCUCACCACAAGGCAGCCUUUGCUUCACCAUGGAAGUGGCUUUUAUUUUGAAAACUUGUUCAGCAACAUACUAUUUGAAAAUAACUAUUUGAAUCCUAAAAGUUUACCUUUUUCUGAAAGGAUUCCACCAAGCAGCACUUGGUGGCUUUUAAAAAUAGGAAGUCACUGCUUCUUGGUUGACCCUGUCUUACAUUGUAAAGGGGGGGGGGUGUUUUUAAACUAGUCACCCCUUCAAUUGACUCUACCUUUGAUGCAAUUUUAAUUGCAGGUAUUUCUGCCUUGACUUUUCUCUUCCUUGAAGGCUGUUUUUCAGCUGGUUUAGUGAACCUCUGCCAAAACUGUUCAGGGUUAGGAGGGCAAAUGUUGAUUCUGUUUUUUCCAAACAUGUGUUGUCUUCAGAGGACUUGAAUCUUACAUGCUUCUAAGGGUAAAUGAAAGCCAGAAGUUCCUGGUCUCUUCUUAGGUCCCAUCACCUUAUGCUUCCUGACUAGUUCCGCAAUCGCUCGACCGCCAUUUUAAUUUCACUGUUGGUUCUGUCAGAAGCCGGAAUGCCAGAUCCUGAAUGAAUUCUAAACAUCCCACUGGAAGAAAUGUGCCAUGUUUUUGGUUGCUGUCUGAUCUUUCUGCAACUCUUGUUAAAAGAACACCAGACCAAAGAGAUAACUGCUUCUUGAGUUAGAUUUUCAAGUCACUGAAUAAGUCUGAAGCCAAACUGGUGUCUGGAGAGACACACAAAUGACUUGUCAUAAGCUUGGCCUAACUGGUCCUUAGUAAUGUCAUCAUCUCGGCUUAAGCAUAGACCCUCCUAUGCUUUGGAAGGUCAAGUCUCAUUUCUACCUGAGAGCUGUGUACACUUUGCUUUGUGCAAGUCUACAAGUGACUUUAUCCCACGUUGGUAAAAAACCAACAUGAGGUUUAUGUCCGUCCCAUUUGAUAUCUUCUGAUGCCCACGUUCAAGCUGAGCUGUACUGAACUGAACAAGCAUAGUUCGAAAAUGUCUUAACUUUGGUUAGGCAGAAGAUUAGGGGGAAGAAGAUUAGGCAUGCCAUUGCCAGUACACUGCCGAUUGACAGGUAUAUUUGCAGCUCAGACUCCCAAGUAGCUUGGCUUCCUAUCAAAGGGACCUGGAACUGUAGUUCUGUAUUGGGCUUUAGAUCUCCAACAGAAUUCCCAACAUCCGGGCAGCCGUCCCUUUUUCAGGAUUCCUUAAGGGAAGUUGCGGUGGGUAAAUGGCUUUCGUUGGCUAUACACAUGGACUUCGUUUAUUUAGCUUGCCUCUUACCCUUUAAAUGAAGGGAUGUUCUCUUUGGUUUUGAUACGUACCAUCUUCAUCUUCAGAAUUCAACCACAUUUCACCCUGGAGUUCUUCUGUCACUGGCAUCAGCUACCUGAUUGUUAAGGCAACAUCUCUUGAAUUUUAUAGGAUUUGAGAGGGCUGAAUGUAACCUUUUUUUAGAAGUUAUAGAAAUAGAAUUCCAGUGACGACAUCCAACCGGACUUAGACAAGAUUGUUAAUUUAGGAUGACUUUGGAGAGAGAGAAAAGCAAUAAUCUUUUCUUUUUAAAGAAAUGGCUUCUUAUUUGCACAUGGGGACUUUUACCCAAAUACUCUUUAUAAUCUUCUGCCUAUCUGUUCUGUCAUCCAGACUUGUUUCAGGGUUACCAACCGAGGCACGUAGAAACUUAAUCCUCCCUCAGCCUUAGGAGAAAAAGGCUAUUGAGGCUGUAGCAAACAACCCAUAUUUAGAUUGGAAUUUGUCCUAUCCAGUGCUUUUUAAUUUAGCCCAUUCCUUGAAAUUGGGAAAUAUAAAGAAAAGAUGUGCAAAGGAGGCAGCCUCAACGGAGGACUCCCUGUGCUGGGAAGUGCUGCCUUUUUCUCUGUUCUCUUUGUUGGCUCCUACGGAGAUACGUCUAGCGGAUGGUCCUUGUGCUACAUUUUAAGGAGACUGGGCUAUGGCUAGGAUGGUGGCCAUGCCAGCCAUCAAUCCCUUCCCUCUAGUUUUGAGUUAAUUUUGCUAUUUGAUAGGACUGUGGCAAAAUUGCAGCAUCAGGUUCACAAUACAGAACUGAACUGUACCCUGAGUGACAGAUUCCUCAUCUGAUUUUAGCUGCACAGAAUCAUAAAAGAUCUUUGUAGCAGGUUAGAGCCGUUAGAGCCCAGUUCCAUGUUUUUUGAAAGAAGGUUUAUAAUGCCUGUUUAAAGCCCUCUUUCAUGACAUGGAGGGAGAAGGUGAAGUUGUUAUGCCACAGUACAUCUUAAUUUCUUUUGUCAGGAGGCAAACCAGGCCCUCCACUGUGAAGCACUUUGUGAUCGCUGAAAGCCGAGUGUUUCGUAUUUACAGCUCCGUUUGGAAGCAUACCCGGCUGUUUGGCACCACCUGGAUAUACCUUUUUGCCAUUCAGUCACUGAAAGCUUUUUCUUUACCUAAAAAGAAACGGCUUUGGCCCAAACCCCCUUCCUAUGGCUGUUCUUGUCCCCUAUACAUUGCAACACAAUUUUCACUACAGCUGUCCACCACCUGCUAACAAGUUGCAAAUCAGCUAUGACUUAGAUCCAUUUGUUGCUUCGUACACAACCCAAAAUCCCGCAUGACUCCCCUGCCAAGCACAUGUAGCAACUUAAGUACCUGAAGUGUCUUUUGUGGAAAAGGUUAUUUGGUUUUUUUAUUCAUUUGCAGCUCUCUUUGUUUUCUGUUAAUAGGCCAAAUAAAUGUAACGGACACCAAAUGUUGCACAGAAUUGGAAAACAAUGACUGUGUUGUGAAAAGGGAGGGGGGUGGGAAGGAUAGCAAUUUUUUUUAAUCUUCUCCUGACUGUAGAUUCUUAGGCUUUCAAGUACAGUCCUAAAGCAGUGAUUUCUGCAAGAAAAUGCUAAGCUACAGGAUUUUAAAGACUGCAUUGAAGAAGAAGAAAAGUCAUUUGCAAAUACAAAAAAAGGUGAUCUACCUAGAGUUCUGUUUCCAUGUUGCACACAAAGUAAAAGUUUUAUUGCAGAUGCACCCUCUGUUAAAACACUGGCUAUACCACUCUUUCUUUGAGGGAGGGUCUCAGCGUCUUGUAAGGGAAUUCUACUUGCAUAACUCCCACCAGGCAAUUUAAUUCAGAUAGGUAAUGGUUUCCUUCUGGUACAAGAGUCAGAUGAGUCUUACGAGCAGGAACUCACCCCCAAUUUUGACGCUGAACAACGUGCCCCAAACUUCCUUUUUACAGUCAUGGGAAUAAAUACCUCGGUCUGCAAUAAAGCGCAAAACUCUGCCGUGCAAAUUUGUCCCACCUGUGCAAGAUGCUCUGUGUACAGGCUGUGAACAGUAACUGGAUUUCUGCACAGUUUAUGGUUCAUGGGCUUGCCUUGAUCACGUUGCAGGAGUAAGACACAUGUGCAAGUCCACAUGUGGACACAGCCCAAGAGGGUUCCAGUACCUUUAAGAGUUGCCCAAAGGGAGUCUUCUGCCUGGAGUGGCUUCUCUUCUCACUGUGGACAGUUAGGAAACAAGCUCAUGCUGCUAGAAUUCCUUCUAAACAUCUCAUUACAGAUACAAGAAAUCUCUCAAGGUCUGUACUGGCAGCGCUGAUGUAAUUUUCGAAUUAUUCUACAAAUUUUCCUAAGGCUUCAAAAUGUUACCCAACAGGUCUCUUACUUGCCCAAUGUGUCAAUUUCUGAUCUACACAAGGGCAUAAUAGGGGACUACACAUUUUCUGGGUAGCUUUCAGUAAAUGGACUAUGAAUGCCCAGGUAAUAAAGUUCCCAGAAAAAUACGUCAGGUUCCCAGUGUAAAUUCCUUGAUUCUUCAAGAUAGGAAAGAACUCAUUGUAUUGAUCAAACGUAAAGAUGAUUUCAAGAUGUCUUGCUUUUUCAGAAAAUAGGAAACCACACUGAAAAGACUUAGGCCUCUCUAGGCUUGAGUUAGAGUUAACCUUGAAAUAUGGUUUGCAAUUCAUUACAUGCACAAUAUUCUACUGGGGAAUAUGAUUCUAUUAGCCUGAUCCAAAUUAAGUGUUUUGUUAUUGUGUAAUUUCUAUUGCAAGAUGGACCUGAAACCUUCUUGGUAGCCAAAUGGCCAACUGAAUAUUAAAAAAAAAAUGCCUCACCUACUGAAAAGCUGCAUAUAGGCAUCUCAUAAUGAAAAAUAUAAGUAAAUAUAUAUAUUUAGUUCCGUUGUGAACUGGCCAUAAGACAACUUCUUUUUUAUCAACUUAUUAAGUUGGGGCACUAUACUAGCUCUUGCUGAGUUUAGCAAUGUUUAUAAGCGUGUGUUAAACACAUAAUGUUUCAAGUUUAAUGAGGAAAAAGGGAUAACAAAAUAGAAAUGUGACAGAUGAAUGUGUCUGUGUGGAUUAGAUGGCAUAACGUUCUGGGAUUUGAUUUCAACACAGAGCUUUCUUUUCUGGUUGUUAUGGUAAAGACUUGUUGCAUGAGAAACAGUUUAACUGUUCUGCACUUUUGGUCUGUUUGUAUAAUUUUGUUUCCAUUUAUGGAUAGAAAUGGCUGAAUGUAGAGUUAAAAAAACAAAAACCACUAUUUCACAUUUACAUGUGUUCGAUCCAUUGUUCUACAGUUCAAUCUUAAUAAACAUUUCAAUUCGA
This is a messenger RNA of Elgaria multicarinata webbii, 9689 nucleotides long. It is a transcript of the gene SLC45A4, whose product is annotated as solute carrier family 45 member 4. Gene Ontology annotation, cellular component: membrane. NCBI's taxonomy places the organism in Eukaryota, Metazoa, Chordata, Lepidosauria, Squamata, Anguidae. The transcript is spliced from 9 exons. The record is from RefSeq and is a predicted model, not a curated record. Gene Ontology annotation, molecular function: sucrose:proton symporter activity. Gene Ontology annotation, biological process: transmembrane transport. Bases 599 to 2959 code for a protein of 786 amino acids.